AUGUGCGUCCAGACCAUGCGCUGCCUGGUCUUCCUCAUUGCCUCCCCGGCCCUGCUCCUGAUCUCGCUGUUCGGCUGCCUGGUGUGGAUCCUGCUGCUGCCCUUCAGGUGCAUCUGCUGCCCCUGCGCCUGCGCCGUGCAGCUGGCCUGGGACGUGGUGGAGUGGCUCAUCAAGGCGCCCUUCCGGAUGCUGCUCUGGGCGACCGGCGCGGACGACUGGAAGCCGGACCAGACUCGGCGCCCGCCACGCGACUAG
Ostreobium quekettii is the source of this 255-nucleotide messenger RNA. NCBI's taxonomy places the organism in Eukaryota, Viridiplantae, Chlorophyta, Ulvophyceae, Bryopsidales, Ostreobiaceae. The record is from the annotation of a GenBank genome assembly.